This is a messenger RNA of Cyphomyrmex costatus, 516 nucleotides long. RefSeq names its product zinc finger Y-chromosomal protein. Bases 1 to 516 code for a protein of 171 amino acids. The record is from RefSeq and is a predicted model, not a curated record. NCBI's taxonomy places the organism in Eukaryota, Metazoa, Arthropoda, Insecta, Hymenoptera, Formicidae. Gene Ontology annotation, molecular function: DNA binding. The transcript is spliced from 3 exons.
AUGAUGCUUGCAGCUGCCACGCCGUAUUGGUCACAGUCCACUGGGGUGCAUCAGCAACCCACGACACAUUACUGCAGACUCUCCUGUCCAAACUGCGGUCGCAGCUACAAGUAUCGAAGCGGUCUGCGAGGACAUAUCGCCGACUGUCUCUCGGAAAAAGAGAAAUUGGAGGCUGAUUUUCGUCAACGACAGGAGCAACGGCGGCAGCGAGAACAGCAGCAGCAGGUGCAGCAGCGACUGGAGCAGUUCACUGAGAAAGAUGUCAGAGUACUGUACAAGUUUUGGAAAUCUUAUAAGCAACCAUUGCAGGGCCAUGUUUGCAAAGAUUGCGGCAAGAUCUACAAACAGAGGAAUGCUCUGUGGCGACACUUCAAAUACGAGUGCGGCAAAAGUCCCAGAUUCCAGUGCCCGUAUUGUCGCUACCGGACGAAACAACGAUCUAACAUGUCUUCACAUAUUAAGCACAAACACGUGGGCUUCAAGAUUUACGUAAUCGAUCUUGAAGCCGGGAAAUGA